AUGCAUGAAACAAACUUGUUAUACCUACAAAUUCAACCUGAUUUUAAAGAUUGUAUAGAAGAUGUAGCAGCAGGUAAGUUGAGCAAAGAGCACUUUUAUAUCAACGUACAAUCAGAUCCAUAUACUCUACAAGAUGAACAAAAUAUUCAAAUUUUUAAAAAUAAAGCCGAUGAAUUGACCUUUUCAAAAAACUUCCAAAAACUUUCAGAGAACCAUUACUCUUUCGCUCUUGCUAACAACCCAUCUGUGAAUAAUGACGAGUGGCGAGUUCAAUUUAUAACUUCUAAAAAAUCUAACAAAGAUACUCAAGGAUUGGAAAAAGAUUACACCUCACUGGCUAUUUCACACGAAAGAAAUUCAUUUGUUGUAUUAGGUGACUCAUUGGGUAAUAUUUCAGUUUUGAACAAUGGAAUUUCUGAAAAAAUUAAAACGUUUGAUGGUGCACACGAAGAAGAAAUAACCUGUUUAAAAGUUUUCCCCAGCAAUAAGGUUUUACUUUCCGGCUCCAUGGAUAUGAAAAUAAAAAUUUGGUCUUUGGAUGAUGGUGGUAACCCAAGAACGUUUACUGGCCAUAGACAAACUAUUACAGAGUUAAGUUUAAUUGAACGGGGCCGUAAUUUUAUUAGCUGUUCAAAAGAUGGAACCAUUAAGUUAUGGGAAUGUGGUAGUGGGAAAUGCUUACAUACUUUUAGUAGAAAAGAAAAUAAAUACGAUGGUAUACAAUGCAUGGCACUUUUAUCUGGACAAAAUGAAGAGACUACACAAACAGCAAAUGAAUUAGAAUUUGGUACUGAGGGCAAAAAGGUAGUAGCGGGCCACUGUUCUGGUGUUAUAACUUGUCAUGAUCUCUAUACAAAAAGACAAAUCUUCCAAAUACCAUCUUUAUUUACAUCACCAUGUACGGCAAUUACAAAUUUUUCGCAAAACUUCAUAGUUAGUGGUUAUGAAAAUGGCACCAUAGCCCUUUGGAAUUUGAACAGCUUGGAAAGACCUGUCAAAGUAUUUUCGUUCCAAAAGGGUACACCUAUUAAUAAAUUGGUCACUUAUAAUUCAAAAACAGUUUUUGUAUCUUCUGGGAUUGAUGCUAACAUUGUAUUUGAUAUAACUGGAAAAGAUGGUGAUUAUCACGUUGAGUAUCUAGUUUGUGAGGAUAAAACUAUUAAAAGUUUUGAGAUAAAUCAAAUAUCCGGGGAUUUAUACGUGGCUGGUUCUCAAGGUUUAUGUUCUGUCUAUAGUAUUUGA
Messenger RNA from Saccharomycodes ludwigii, 1242 nucleotides. RefSeq names its product Rpn14p (gene RPN14). The transcript has a single exon. Lineage: Eukaryota; Fungi; Ascomycota; Saccharomycetes; Saccharomycodales; Saccharomycodaceae. Bases 1 to 1242 code for a protein of 413 amino acids. The record is from RefSeq and is a predicted model, not a curated record. Gene Ontology annotation, molecular function: protein binding.